This is a messenger RNA of Schistocerca gregaria, 1723 nucleotides long. RefSeq names its product synaptic vesicle membrane protein VAT-1 homolog. The record is from RefSeq and is a predicted model, not a curated record. Lineage: Eukaryota; Metazoa; Arthropoda; Insecta; Orthoptera; Acrididae. The coding region runs from base 225 to 1427 and encodes 400 amino acids. The transcript is spliced from 8 exons. Gene Ontology annotation, molecular function: oxidoreductase activity.
AGCCCACUGCCCGCCAUUUCCUGAUGUGGAUGGAACUUCCUCUAUUGCAGGGAAUCCAACUAGCCCUCACGUGAUACGCUACCAGUCAGUCUUGCAACAGCAUUCGGUGAGUGCCCAAGUUCCUUGUCUUCCAAACAAACUGGAGCUAGCGCAGUCAGCUGUUUAUCACUGGUGAUAGCAUGCGAGCGGAUGUUACCUGUUGCACUGAAAAAGUCCAGUGAGCCAUGGAAGUUAAUCCUCUACGAUUCUUUGCGCCUUUAGUGAUUGAGGCCAGUGAAUCAACUCGUAUGGUCCAGUCAGUUACAUUACACAAACAUGGAAAAAUGGAAGGCAUUAAGGUUGAGGACACACCAAUUGAGAAUAGUAUUCCAGACAGCCAUGUCGAAGUAGAGGUUUAUUAUUGUGGUUUGAGUUUUACGGAUAAUUACUUGCGCUUGGGAAUUAUGAGGAAUGACAUAUUCCCUGUGAUUAUGGGCAGUGAGUGCUGCGGUGUCGUAACGGGAGUGGGUAAUGGCGUAAGAGACCUCCAGGUGGGACAACGGGUCCUGUGCUUGAGAAUGCAGGGCGGUCUCUUCCGCCACAUCGUCCACGUGCCACAGGCGUCCUGCUUCGUGGUCCCGGACGCGAUGAGCCUCAGAACGGCAGUCAGCCUCGGUCUUAACUUCGUAGUGGCUCAUCUCUGUCUGUUUGAGUUUGGCUGCCCCAAGAGGACAAACACCAUUUUCAUGGAUUCCAUUGGAGGUGGCGUUGGCACCGCUGUGAUUAAACUUGCAAGAACAGUACCUGGUGUUAAAAUCUUUGGAACAGCUUCGGAGUCAAAGCACAAAAAAUUACUGUCUCUGGGUGCGGACCGUCUCUAUCGACAUGAGGAUAAGUACGUGGACGCAGUAUUGGAAGCUUAUCCUAAAGGUGUAGACCUUGUUAUUAAUAGCGGAGGAGGAAAACAUUUCGAUCAAGAUUUCAGAAUGCUUACACCUUCUGGAAGGCUGAUUACAAUAGGCACCAACAGUUCGGCUCUGUAUCCAAAAGCUGCGGCAUGGGGAUUGAUUCGGCCGACAUGGGACAGCAAGCUGGUAAGAACUGUAGAAAUGAUAAAGAAGAACCACACCAUGGUAGGUAUAAAUGUCGGCAGGUUGCUACAAACUUAUCCAAAGAAGAUACAAUUUGUACUUGACCGAAUAUUUGAGAUGCAUUCCUAUGGAAAGAUAACACCUUGCGUUCAUUCCAUUCAACCUUUUGAAAGGGUUGUUGACGGACUCGCGCAACUCAGCGAGAGAGAGAACUGCGGUAAAGUGCUCCUCGCAGUUGAUAAGAAGACCGAUGUAUGGGACGCACCAGUUCCCGCCUCAGGUGCGGCAUUCACACUCACGGGUUACCUCGGGCGUCCAGAAUGCAAAGACGAGAAGACGGGGCUAGACGAAACGUGAAGAUGGUGCCGGUGUGGCCGAACAAGCAGCAAAUCACAGAAGGGCAACGUUGUCAACCACCUGCCGAAAGUGAUCCUGGCCAUCAAUAAAUCGGACAAACUCUAAACGCUUGAAUGUAUUUCACAGCACUGCGUGUAUUAAAAUUAAACUUCCCGCGUUCCUGUAGACAGUAUAUUUGGUGAGGCUCUAACGAAGUUAUCGCUACAGUCAUUACUGUCCUGUAAGGUUUGAACACUUAUUCCAUUUUUGGUUCAUGCACGCAUUGCUAACAGCAUAAUAAAAUAUUGUUAAUGCGA